Molecule: messenger RNA, 2381 nt
Organism: Stegastes partitus (bicolor damselfish)
Lineage: Eukaryota; Metazoa; Chordata; Actinopteri; Pomacentridae
Gene: mettl24
Product: methyltransferase like 24
Exons: 5
Coding region: 249-1358 (369 amino acids)
Source: RefSeq, a predicted model, not a curated record
ACACUAGACAGAACCUGGAUCAUGGACACGGAGCUGCAGGUUAACAUGUGCUGCACGUGUUUGUUUCUACUUGAGGUGUUUCAUUAACUCGCCACUUGUUGCUCUGAUGGUGGACUUUGGAACUGAGGAGAAGAGAAAAGAGAAGAACGCUUUGACGAGAAGAAAGGGAAGAAUGGGAUAGAAGAGGCAAAACUAAAUCUUCCAGUUGAGACAAUGGACUAAAGGUGACUCGGAGGGGAAGCCGGCAGAUGGACAUGGGCAGAGAGCGCCUCACCCUGGGACUGCUGCUUCGUUUGAGCAUUCUGCUCACUGCUGUGUGUGUGUGCAUCCAUGUUUACCUGGAGACAGGUUGGCAGGGCUCCCAAACACCGCCGGGACGUCCUCCUCAAUCUAAUCAGGACUCAGGCCAGCAGGGCAGAAUGAGACAAGUUUCUGCAGAAGCAGAGGACAAAAGCGUUAAAAGGAGAAUCUCCUACGUUCACACGCUGAAGAAGGACGGCCUGUCCAGGAAGAGGGACGGAGACGGAGAGGACCCCUCACCUCCUCUCCGCCCGCACAGAAAGUCUCCACGGUGGCACAUAGACCUGCAGCCCUGGGCCGGCCACAGUCCGUCUCUGGAGGCAGAAGCUAAAAGGUUCCUCGGUUACAUCACAACCCCGCAAGUGUCGUGUGCGUCGCUACCUGGUGAGGACGGAGCUGCACAGGAAGCCUCCGCCGGCGGCUGGGCUGUGUGCCUGGAUCCCCGGUUCAGCCUGAUCCACAGGAUACAGAGCAAACACUGCAGAGUUUACUCUUUUGGGUUGGGGGUGGACGACCGGUCCCUGGAGCGUUCCCUCGCCAGGUCAGGCUGUGAGGUCCACUGCUUUGAUCCCAGCUUGAAGCAACCUCACCUGCAGCAAACUGAAAUGUGGCUCCAUCGGCUGUCUGUGGACUGGAGGGAUCCCAACCCGGCCAUCGUCGCCCAACGUCAGUACGCCAACACCAAGAAACUGGCCACCAUCCUCAAUGACUUUGGACACAGAGAGGUGGACGUGCUGAAAGCAGAUAUGGAGAGCGCUGAGUGGAAAAUUUUGGAGAAUUUGCUUCUUGAAGGAGUCCUGGACUCGGUGGGUCAGCUGCUGCUGGAGCUUCACCUGCACUGGGCGGGCUUCGAGGUGGGCGGCGACGACCCGUCCGUGGUGCGGUACUGGUUCAGCCUGCUCAAGGAGCUUGAACGCGCCAACUUCCAGCUCUUCCACGUCCACUGGGACCCGGCCAAGCCUCACCUCUUCCUACAUAAGAACGUGUUCAACGCCAGCAGCGCUUACACCUUGAGCUGGGUGAACACGCAGUGGAGGCCGACUGCAAAUCAGAAAUAACUGUUGACUGCAAUAGCUUGUAAAUGGAAAUGUGAAAGGUUGUGUAACAUGGAAUGUGAGCACAGAUUCUUUCUAGAGCACACCUGUCCUGUUAUCUAGCUUAUCAAGCUUUUUACCAAGCUAAAAUCCCUGCUCCUACUUAUGCCGCUUGCCCUCUCCUGGCCUGUAAUGACCUCAGCCGUGUAGAGGGGCAGAGUAAUUGACUCCAGAGGCUCUGCGUUCUACCUCAUAGUGGCGGUGCUACUGGCUGCGGGUCAGCCUCUUAAUCACAGUCACCAUCAUCAGGGCCCAACCUGAGCCUGGCCUGUAGCCAGACGAUCAUCAGCUCCUUCCUAGAGAACACACAACUCACAAAACAGCAUAUGAAAAUGAGCGCACACUGUUAAAAGGGGAAGGUCCUGUCUCGCUGAUAGUAAUUGAACACUUGAAGGAGGCCAUUUGAGCUGCUUACACAGCAAGACAAAGAGAACGAGCAGAGGAAUGUGGGCUAUAAGGGUACAGAGAUGGAAUCUGCUCUAGAGGCAGAAGAAGCAGAUGCUUCCCUGCAGCUGAACCCUGAUGACUAUCACAAAGCAUGACGAUAAUCUAAAGAAUAGCCUGUAAUGCCUCCAUACUUGUACACAUGGUUGCCUGUUUUAAUGGCACGUGUGGGCGAGCGUGAGAGAAAAAAGAUAAUAUGAACUCCACUUUUUUGUUUUUUUGCAAAUUGCAGUUUCCUCAGUUAUAAAAGAAAAACACAAUUUAGAUUCACACAAAGAGGAAUGUUAUGUAAUUGACAGUUUUUUUUCUAAUGUGCUUUACUUCAUUAUCUGUGCUGCACCAGAACAUUAGCAACAAACCUAUUCUGAGAAUGAAAUACUGGUCUGACAAUCCAAAGAAUAAUGCACAAGUUAUUCAAUUAUUGUACUUUGUCAAAUCCUUUUUUUAUAAAGCGAGACAAGACAACCAACGGUCUGGGAUUUCUCUCCAUGCUUCUGUGUUGACUUGUGGAAGAAGAAAUAAACUUUUUUUUCUCCAAGGAAA